Molecule: messenger RNA, 1776 nt
Organism: Marmota monax (woodchuck)
Lineage: Eukaryota; Metazoa; Chordata; Mammalia; Rodentia; Sciuridae
Gene: Rrs1
Product: ribosome biogenesis regulator 1 homolog
Exons: 1
Coding region: 123-1220 (365 amino acids)
Biological process (GO): ribosome biogenesis; endonucleolytic cleavage in ITS1 to separate SSU-rRNA from 5.8S rRNA and LSU-rRNA from tricistronic rRNA transcript (SSU-rRNA, 5.8S rRNA, LSU-rRNA); ribosomal large subunit export from nucleus
Cellular component (GO): preribosome, large subunit precursor; nucleus; nucleolus
Molecular function (GO): protein binding
Source: RefSeq, a predicted model, not a curated record
CUUUGUCUUCCGGGUUGAGCUUCCGGGCUUCCGCACGUGGUUGAGUUGCGGGGACCCCGGGCCCUGGUCUUGAGAAGUGACUUCAACUAUUAACCCCAAAGCUAAGGGACCGAUCCGGAGCCAUGGAGGGCCAGAGCGUGGAGGCGCUGCUGGCAAAGGCGGAGCAGGAAGAGGCAGAGAAGUUGCAACGCAUCACAGUGCACAAGGAGCUGGAGCUGGAAUUUGACCUGGGUAACCUGCUGGCUUCCGACCGCAACCCCCCGACUGUGCUGCGGCAGGCGGGACCCACGCCGGAGGCCGAGCUGCGGGCCUUGGCACGGGACAAUACGCAGCUGCUCAUCAACCAGCUGUGGCAGCUGCCCACGGAGCGAGUGGAAGAGGCGCUGGUGGCCCGGCUGCCAGAGCCCACCACGCGCCUGCCGCGUGAGAAGCCGCUCCCACGGCCGCGGCCGCUUACACGCUGGCAGCAGUUCGCGCGCCUUAAGGGCAUCCGUCCCAAGAAGAAAACCAAUCUAGUGUGGGACGAGGUGAGCGGCCAGUGGCGGCGGCGCUGGGGCUACAAGCGCGCCCGGGAUGACACCAAGGAAUGGCUGAUCGAGGUUCCCGGUAGCGCCGACCCCCUAGAAGACCAGUUCGCCAAGCGGAUUCAGGCCAAGAAGGAACGCGUGGCCAAGAACGAGCUGAACCGGCUGCGUAAUCUGGCCCGUGCGCACAAGAUGCAGCUGCCCAGCGCGGCCGGCUUGCACCCUACCGGACACCAGAGUAAGGAGGAGCUGGGCCGCGCUAUGCAAGUGGCCAAGAUCUCCACCGCCUCUGUGGGGCGCUUCCAGGAGCGCCUCCCCAAGGAGAAGGCUCCUCGGGGUUCAGGCAAGAAGAGGAAGUUUCAGCCCCUUUUUGGGGACUUCGCAGCCGAGAAAAAGAACCAGUUGGAGCUCCUUCGAGUCAUGAACAGCAAAAAGCCUCAGCUGGAUGUGACGAGAGCCACCAACAAGCAGAUGAGAGAAGAGGACCAGGAGGAGGCCGCCAAGAGGAGAAAAAUGAGCCAGAAGGGCAAGAGAAAAGGGAACCGGCAGGGUCCUGGAGGCAAGAGGAAAGGCGGCCCGCCCAGCCAGAAGGGAAAGAGAAAAGGAAAUUUGGGAGGCAAGAUGCAUUCCGGGCCACCUGGCUUGGGUGGCAAGAGAAAAGGUGGACAGCACCAAGGAGGAAAGAGGAGGAAGUAACACUUCAUUCACCCUUGGACCUGUUCUGUAAAGAACGAACUGUAUGCUAAAUGUUAAGUUUUUAGUACUGUCGCAGGGCGGGACCACUGUCUUCAUUGAGUUUGAGGUUGAAAGGACAAAAUUGUCCUCCCCUCAAGAAAGUAUGUAAGUGUUCGACUGUACAGAUCAAAGUCUUUCCCACAAACGAGACCUUAGCUAGUGAUGAAGGGUAUAUUUGAGGACACAAGGGUUAGAAAAAUAAUUUGGGCAUUUUACUUUUGGGUUUUGGGGUGAAGGAGAGUUGGUGACAUUUCAGAGACUUAUGGUAGAUUAAUUUAUAUAUUUCAGCAUUUGUUAUUUUUGUAACAAGCUUCUAUUAUGCUCAUCAGAUCUGGGAGGGGAGAGGAAAGAUGACAUUUUCCUAAGUUGAUUUAAAGAAACUGUUGUAGGGCUGGGGCUGUAGCUCAGUGGUAGAGCGCUCACCUAGCACACAGGAGGCACUGGGUUCAAUCCUCAGCACCACAUAAAAAUAAAUAAACUGUUGUGAAGGUAAUUUAAUAAAUGUGUCUAUCUAGCA